CCGCGCGACGCAGCAUGUGCGACGACCGGUCCGCCCAUCCGGCGCGUGAUGGGAACAAUAUUUCGAUUUUUGUGUCUAAACUUACUCCAGGCGGCGAUUUCGGCGUCGGAUUUACUAUCCUAACAGUCGUGCUGCUGUCUCUCCUGGGUAACGGGCUGGUGUUGGCCGUGUCGUACCGCCGGCGGAGGAAGAUGACGGGCUCGGAGCUGCUGUGCGUGAACCUGGCGGUGGUGGACUUCCUGUCGUGCGUCCUGUUCUACCCGCUCUCCAUCCUGUCCUCGUUCAGCCACACCUGGCGCGGCUGCCAGCUCACCUGCACCUACUACGGCCUGGGCUGCUUCACCUUCGGCCUCUGCGGCAUGUUCACCAUCGCGGCCAUCAGCGUCACGCGCUACCUGAAGACCUGCUACCACCUGGCGCACGUGUCCCUAGAGGGCAGCAGCGUGCGGCUGGUGUGCGGCGGGAGCUGGCUGGUGGCGGCGUCCUGGUCCUGCUUCCCGCUGCUGGGCUGGGGCGAGUACGUGCCCGAGCCCUACGGCCUGUCCUGCACCGUGGCCUGGGAGCGCUACCACGUCUCCGCCAAGGACGCCGCGUACGUGCUCUGCUCCUUCGUCUGCUUCACCUUCCUGCCCGUGCUCCUCAUCGUCGUGUCGCAGUGCCGCAUCCUGCUGAAGAUCUACCGCUUCUCCUCGGCGCUCUCCGCCCGCGGCGUCCGCACCACCCUGCGCCGCACCGAGCGCCGCCUGUCCCUGAUGUUCUUCUGCAUCAGCCUGGGCUUCAUCGUGGCGUGGGCGCCCUACACCGUCGUCUCUCUGCUCUCCAUCUUCGGCGGCGAGAGCGGCCGCAUGGCGCCCGUGGGCUUCGUCUUCCCCGCGCUGUUCGCCAAGAGCUCCCACGUCUACAACCCCUUCAUCUACUUCUACUUCAACAAGGUGUUCUGGCAGGAGCUGCGGGCGUUGCUCGCGUCCCUGUGCCCCAUGAGGAAGAGGAGCAGACGGGUGGAGGGGGCCCCGGCGCCCGGGCCCCUGGCCCCGCACCCCAUACAGAUCCAGCUCCAGGAGCCGGGCCGGCCCCAGGGCCCCCCCCGGACCAGCAGCCUGGGGGGCGGCUCACGACCCCCCGGCCUGGCCGUCUACUCCUGCUGGGCCUCCCGCAUGGAGCCGCUGCCGCCCCGCGAGUUUGUGCCCGUGUCCGCCUGA
Messenger RNA from Conger conger (European conger), 1199 nucleotides. RefSeq names its product opsin 8, group member c (gene opn8c). The transcript has 5 exons. Gene Ontology annotation, biological process: G protein-coupled receptor signaling pathway. Gene Ontology annotation, cellular component: membrane. NCBI's taxonomy places the organism in Eukaryota, Metazoa, Chordata, Actinopteri, Anguilliformes, Congridae. Gene Ontology annotation, molecular function: G protein-coupled receptor activity. Bases 15 to 1199 code for a protein of 394 amino acids. The record is from RefSeq and is a predicted model, not a curated record.